AAAGUGCUGGCGAGCUGCGACGUGACUACCCGGGCGCGUGGGUUCCCGGGCGAGCAGACGAGGCAGCCGGUGAAGGACGCUACCUGGACCCUGGGCCCUGCGGGACUCCAGCCGCGCCGCCGCGUCACGUUCACGCUCGGCGCCGCGAGCCGCGCAUAACGAUAUUUGGACUUGAACUGCAUUUUGGGAUUUAUCUACACCAAAAAUGCCACCAGCAGUUGGAGGUCCAGUUGGAUACACCCCCCCAGAUGGAGGCUGGGGAUGGGCAGUGGUAGUUGGAGCUUUCAUUUCCAUCGGCUUCUCCUAUGCGUUUCCCAAAUCUAUUACUGUGUUCUUCAAAGAAAUUGAAGGUAUAUUCAAUGCCACCACCAGUGAAGUGUCAUGGAUAUCUUCCAUCAUGUUGGCUGUCAUGUAUGGUGGAGGUCCUAUCAGCAGUAUCCUGGUGAAUAAAUAUGGCAGUCGUCCAAUCAUGAUUGUUGGCGGUUGCUUGUCAGGCUGUGGCUUGAUCGCAGCUUCCUUCUGUAACACUGUGCAGGAACUUUACUUGUGUGUCGGAGUCAUUGGAGGUCUUGGGCUUGCCUUCAACUUGAAUCCAGCUUUAACCAUGAUUGGCAAGUAUUUCUACAAGAGGCGACCAUUGGCAAAUGGACUGGCCAUGGCAGGCAGCCCUGUGUUCCUCUCUACCCUUGCCCCACUCAAUCAGGCUUUCUUUGGUAUCUAUGGCUGGAGAGGAAGCUUCCUAAUUCUUGGGGGCUUACUAUUAAACUGCUGUGUGGCUGGAGCUCUGAUGAGACCAAUAGGGCCCAAGCCAACCACUGCAGGGAAAUAUAAGUCUAAAGAAUCCCUUCAGGAAGCAAAAAAGGGGGCAGGUGAUGCAAAUACAGAUCUCAUUGGAGGAAAUCCGAAAGAAGAGAAAAGAUCAGUCUUCCAAACACUUAAUAAAUUCCUGGACUUAUCCCUGUUCAAGCACAGAGGCUUUUUACUCUACCUGUCUGGAAAUGUGCUCAUGUUUUUUGGACUAUUUACACCUUUGGUCUUUCUUAGUAAUUAUGGCAAGAGUCAGCAUUACUCUAGUGAGAAGUCUGCCUUCCUUCUUUCCAUUCUGGCUUUUGUUGACAUGGUAGCCAGACCUUCUAUGGGACUUGUAGCCAACACAAAGUGGAUAAGACCUCGAGUUCAGUAUUUUUUUGCUGCUUCUAUUAUUGCAAAUGGAGUUUGCCAUCUGGCAGCACCUUUGUCCUCUAGCUAUAUAGGAUUCUGUGUCUAUGCGGGAUUCUUCGGAUUUGCAUUUGGGUGGCUCAGCUCAGUAUUGUUUGAAACGCUGAUGGACCUUGUUGGACCCCAGAGGUUCUCCAGUGCUGUGGGAUUGGUGACCAUUGUGGAAUGCUGUCCUGUCCUGCUGGGGCCACCACUUUUAGGUCGUCUCAAUGACAUAUAUGGAGACUACAAAUACACAUACUGGGCAUGUGGCAUAAUCCUUAUUGUCGCAGGCAUCUAUCUUUUCAUCGGCAUGGGCAUCAAUUACCAACUUCUUGCAAAAGAACAGAAAGCUGAGCAGCAGCAGAAAAAGGAAAGUAAAGAGGAGGAGACCAGUAUAGAUGUUGCUGAGAAGCCAAAAGAAGUUACCGAUGCAGCAGAAUCUCUGGAGCCUAAAAGCAUAGAAGGAGGCCCCAAAGAGGAGGAGAGUCCAGUUUGAACCUGUGGGGCUGAUGGGUAAAUGGAGCAGCUCAUGACCCCAAAUGUUCUUUUGGCCUGUGAUCUACCAGUGGUGCUCAAUGCAAAUACUGGACAUUUCUGUGGGAAUCAUACCAGGGGUUCACUGAUGGAAUUUUUGUUUCACUCCUUACCAGAAGCCUGGGCUAAAAACGUCAUAGCCUUUGGGAAGGAAGUGGUUGAAAAAGAAUGAGAGAAGGAAGUUGGGUUUGUGUGUUUGUUUGUUCGUUUAAAUCUUUGCUUUUAACAGUGUCAUGAUAAUGUGCUGUGAUAGUGUGAUAAUAAUAUGUGCCUUAAGUUUUAGUUUUUAGGGAGCCUUAACUUCUAAAACCAUUCUGCUUAAUUCAUCCAUUUUAAGUGUUCCGUUACAAGGAAAAGUAACUAGUUUGAGGCAAAUCUAAAAUUUAAAAUUAAUCUUGCUUCAUUGUUAUCUGUAAUAAUAGUGUCAGACAUUGCCACUAGAAGAUUUGAAAGUUGGGGUUUUUAUAAAAUCCUGACUAAAAUAUUUUCCUAGCAUCAAUAGUUCCUUGGCAUAUGUGCUUGCUAGAUAUAUAUUUAGGAAAUUUAAGGCAUAAACCUUUGCAAACAUCUUGGCUGUUCUAGAUGCACUGUACUCAUCAGUACACCUCCAGUAUCUUUUCUUGGUUUGCUUAUUAGAAGCCAAGUGCUUGAGAGUUGACUUCAUUAAAUUACUAUUUUUGCUCCCCUUUCCAAAGAUAAAUUUUGAGUGGUCAUAGAUCACCGCCCCUUUUGAGAUCACAUAGUAUUUUUCCCUCCCACUGGAAAAAUUAGUAUUAAAAUACACAAAACUGUGUAUUUGUGCCUCCUCAGUAAAUUAAACAUAAGACAGAUAUUUCAAACAGCAGCUGAAUUCAGCUUAGGUUUUUCCAAAACUUCAGUUAAACUGUGAGACUUGGAAUCUUUUGUUGUUGUUUUUCCUGGAAUUUUCCCCCUUUGAUUCAUAGUGGUUCCAUUUAUAUCCACAUCUAGCUUAGCACUAUGUGUGAGAUAGUCUUUGUGUGUUCAGUUUUUUGGGUUUUUUUUUAAAUGUUUGCUAAUUAAGGGGACCCAUAGAGAUUUGGCCCACACAAACCAAUAAGGAUAAGAUUGGGAGAGAAGUUGCUACGUUUGCUUCAAUAAGUAACUCCUUUUCUUUUUCUUAUAAGGCCUUAAAGAAAAUUAUGUUUUGCUUAGAAUUAUUGGACACCUUCUUGCUCUUUACACAAACCUAAAGAUUUUGUGACCCUUUUCACUUAUCUGAAAAGUAGAGAAAUGGGUUUAGUAUAAGGAUAGGAAGGAGGAUGGACCAGAAUGAAAACUGUAAAUAUUUUUUCACCUAAUAUCUUUUAAAUGGUGGCAGGAGGAUAAUGAUAGACAUUCAAUAAAUUAUAUUCAGUGCAUUUUAAAAUAUCAUUGUAAUUGACAGUGUGAAGGUAUAGAUAUAAAACCUUAAGAGGCUGGCUUUUUAAAAUAAACUUUUUUUUUUUUUUUUUAAGAAAUGUUUCUCCUUCCAUAUGCUUAUUUUCUUGAGGAAAAUAUUGUGUGUUUUCAUUUUUAUUGUCAAGAUUCAAUUUGGCCCUUCCUAAUGUAAAUUAUUCAGCUUAUGUGUGUUGGGAUUUGUGUAUAUGGCUUAUUUUGAUUUUUCUCCUUACCUCUUCUUUAAGGCAAGCAGGAGGGGAAUUUUUUGAAACGACCUCUCUGAAAGCAUUUUGAAACCAGAGCAGUUAAUCCGAAGGAUACAAUGAAAACUCCCUUUCUGUGCCCAAGUAUCAUGGCAGAUGGAGGAGGAAUUUUAGUGGAGAAGCCUACUGUGAUUGUUGGCAGGCUUGGCUCCAGUUUGGACUCUGCCAUUUUCCAUGGACUUAACCUCUGUGUGCCUGUUUCCCCUUCUAUAAAAAUGAGGAUCACCCUUGAGUAAAGUAAUACAAGUAAAAAAUGUGGGGUGGGGGGAGUAAACCCAGUGUAUAAGAUUAUUUUUCCCCAUCCCAGUUGUUAAGCUACAUCCACACAUAAGAUCCUACUUAGUCUUUUUCCGUUAGUUGAAUCUUGUUAGUGAAAUGAGGGGGUUUUGGUGCAGACUGACCAUUUAUUAGAAGGAAGUGUUCUGAAGUUACUGUAUUCUGAAGCAAAGUUUAAAAACUGGCUCAAAGCUGGACUGAGCAAACCUUUUAUCACCCAGUCCAACUCUGACUUUUUCCCAUUGAAGAUUCAAGCUUAAGGGAUUUAUUCAAGAUCAAGUUUGGUAACAGAGCCAACACUAAAACCCGAUAUAGGCCUACUCUGCCAUCUAUUCCUUGUUAACAAUCAGCUAAUCCUCUCUGUGUUGCAGUGUUGUGUUCAACACUGGAUGCAUCUGGGCUCUCUGACUGGGCAGUCUGUUGUCCCUUGCUCCAUAUGAGGAUUGAGUAGACUUCUUAAUUUUAUUUCAGUUGACACAGCUUCAGUGGCUGCUUUGGGAAAAUAGAGUACCUGCCUAUCUUUGUUUGUGUUGUCCCACACUCUCCAAGUCACAGAGAGAACGUACAUCUCUCUAAGUAGUUGUGCCCAAAGAGGCUGGGGACUGUUCAAGAGUAUAUACUCUGAAAUAGCCUCCCAAUUCAAAUCUGGAAAAUUAUUUAAGAAACUGAUAGGUUGGACAGUUGCAGAUGAUCAUGAUAAUAAGACCAUAUUAUCACAUUAUAGUCCUCUCUUGAGAACUGAAAUUAUCUUAAACUAUUCAAAAUAAAUAAUUUCUACAAAAAAUAUUCAGGAAAGGAUGAUGCUAAAACAAAUUAUGGAAAAUUCAGGGAGGUAUUUUUAUCCCCGAUUUAAUCACGUUGAUGAAUAAUCCUUAUUCUUGGGUUGUGUGAAUUUAGUAGUUUGUACCAUAGAUUAUAUAUGUCAAUAUUAAUCCUGUAUUUUAAAAAGGAAAAAAAAAUUGUUAACAGCCAUUUAAUAUAUGAGCCAAUGUUUUAUUAUAUUGAAUUUCAGAUUGAUAAAUUGGGUAUUGGUUUAUAUGAAAAACCUCAAUGUCUGAGUUUUACACCUUCCCUAGCAAAUGGUUCACAGUGUAAUAAACUUAAUUAUCAGGUGUGUGCCCCCUGCCCCCUCCUUAUGGUUGGAAAGAUGAGGCAAGGUUAACAGUAAAUUUCCACCUUUGCAACAGCAUGGCUUGUUUUAAUAAUCGGCUCAGGCACUUGAAGAAAGAGGUUAAUGAUAGACUUCUGUCACUCUGAAAACUUGAUAAGGAAGUGAUGGCCUAAGCUUGCCUGGCUUGCCCAAAUGUGAGACAUUAAGCCAAACCUCCUUAGAUGCUUCUAAUCUGAAGCAUCUAAGAAGGUUUCAAGUACAUCGUUCCUGAAAUGUGUUCUAGCUUUUUAUCCUUUCCCCCAUUUAGUGUGGGCCAUAGUGACAAUCAUUCAAUUGAGAGUGAUUGGCAGAGUAUCUUUCUCCUCAGCUGAACAGCACUGAUUUACUUACUUUUUGCUGACUUUUACCUUGACUUGCUAGAGGAGACUGGAAUAGCUAGCAAAGGAAUCACAGCCUACCGGUUGCCUAACAAUAUAGACUGCUAGGGUUAAGCAUCAGAUGUUUUCUUUUGUAAGGUAUUAAUAAUUAGUACCAUCCCCCACUAGGGUUGUCAUGAAGGUUAGUUGAUAUGUGACAGCUUGUGUUAAGUAAGGGCUUAAUAAGGGUAAGCACCUGACUAUUAAAAAAAAAAUCAAAGAAAAGUGGUACCUGGGAAAAAAUUGAGCUCUUCUAAUUCCCAAGGUGGGUGGAGCCUUACAUGCAGAGGAUAGUUCUAAGGGAGUGACUCUUAAAGAUAAGACUAUUAGCUAAAUGAUCAAAAACUCUCCUUUUGGAUCAGAUCCUCCGUUUAGUCUUACAAGUGUAAUGGUCUUUGUUUGGUAAUGAAUGGAAACUAACACCUCAUGAGGUUGUUGCAUAUAUGUCCCGGCUCUUUAAGUAAGGUGGAUUUGAAUCCCAAAGCCCUUGCUCUUUGUACACUGCCUCCACAAGGAAGACACCUGACUAGUAACUGAUAAUCUUUUCCCUUCAAUAUUUGUGAUGAUUCUUAAAGAGCAGAAAUGUAACUAGUAACCAAUCAUGAUUAAAGUCCUUUGUCCCUAGCAAUGUUCUUAAAGGUAAACUGAAAGAUUGAUGAGAUUUUUAUUUUUCUCUACUAUAUCAAUAACAUGACUUAAAUUUUAAAUUAUCAUCAGUUGGUGGCUCAAUAAAUUGGUACCACAAUAUUGGCAAAGCAA
Balaenoptera musculus (blue whale) is the source of this 5957-nucleotide messenger RNA. Its product is annotated as monocarboxylate transporter 1. Gene Ontology annotation, cellular component: membrane. Gene Ontology annotation, molecular function: monocarboxylic acid transmembrane transporter activity. NCBI's taxonomy places the organism in Eukaryota, Metazoa, Chordata, Mammalia, Artiodactyla, Balaenopteridae. The record is from RefSeq and is a predicted model, not a curated record. Bases 206 to 1696 code for a protein of 496 amino acids. Gene Ontology annotation, biological process: monocarboxylic acid transport; transmembrane transport. The transcript is spliced from 5 exons.